Acyrthosiphon pisum (pea aphid) is the source of this 818-nucleotide messenger RNA. RefSeq lists its product as uncharacterized. The coding region runs from base 420 to 803 and encodes 127 amino acids. The record is from RefSeq and is a predicted model, not a curated record. The transcript has 4 exons. NCBI's taxonomy places the organism in Eukaryota, Metazoa, Arthropoda, Insecta, Hemiptera, Aphididae.
AGUAUUAAAACUAAUAACAGAUAACGUGUUUACAUGUUGUAUACAUUUUGAAUUUUUAUAUGAAUAAAUAAUAACUAAAUUAAAAAAAAUUAAAAUGAAUAACUUGCAAAUGCAAAUAUUUCAAGAUUUUGUUCUAACAAAAAAUCAAACCGGAAAUAACAUUAUACGUGCGUUUACUCAUAAAAAAAAAAAUACUACAUGAUGUAUUAGUAUCUAAUGUACUUGAUGAUGAUGAUGAUGAUGAUGAUGAUGACGAUAUACUCCUUAAUUAUCGACAGACAAAGAGCAAAAUUUUAAACUUUGUAGAGACCACUGUAGUGUCUUUCUCAGAUUGUGAGUUCAAAGCACAUUUUCGGUUGAGUAGAACUACCAUUGAGAUUUUAUUACAACAUUUAAGUUUGCCCUUGGAAAGGUAUAAAAUGGAGAUACCUGUUGACAAACAAGUGUUAGUUUUUGUCUGGUAUAUGGCUAAUUGUGAAACUCAUCGACAAAUAGGAAAUCGAUUUGACAUUGCUGAAAGCACGAGCUAUAAAAUUGUUAUUCAUUGCUUAACAGAAAUUAAUAAUUUGUCUGGAAACUUUAUACAAUGGCCUACAAACCAUAAGGCACAAACCGUUGUACAAAAAUUUAAUAGUUUAAGAGGAGAACAUUCUUUUCCGGGUGUUUUUGGUGCCAUUGACGGAUGUCAUAUUUCGAUUCUUGCUCCAUGGGAGAAGAGAACAAAAAUGCCGAAGUUAAAUAGAACUAUGUUCUAUAAUCGGAAACAAGUUCCUACCGUCUUGCUACUAGUGAGAGAAAAUUAAUUUAGUAUUUUACUA